Messenger RNA from Sinocyclocheilus rhinocerous, 4855 nucleotides. RefSeq names its product type I inositol 3,4-bisphosphate 4-phosphatase. Gene Ontology annotation, cellular component: cytoplasm. NCBI's taxonomy places the organism in Eukaryota, Metazoa, Chordata, Actinopteri, Cypriniformes, Cyprinidae. The transcript has 24 exons. Gene Ontology annotation, molecular function: phosphatidylinositol-3,4-bisphosphate 4-phosphatase activity. The record is from RefSeq and is a predicted model, not a curated record. The coding region runs from base 221 to 3199 and encodes 992 amino acids.
AAUGCAGUGCAAGUGGAAGAAUUGCGGACGGAGGUCGCCGUGUAUCAAAACACUGAUCUGAUCUGCAUACUGCCUUAAAAUCAUGGAGCAUAUCGGUGACUGAAACAUUACAAUCUUUAAGACUGAAACAGAGCCUGGAUUACUGGAUAACCUUUACCGGCAACAUAAAGUGGGAGCGUAAGAGUUAGUUACAUUGGUCACUGAAGUAACUGGAGCCAAGAUGGCGGGAAGAGAGCGCAGUCCACGCCACAGGCCAUGGUCUGUGUACCGAGCCAACACAUUUGAUUUGUCCUCAGAGAUGAUGGGGUUGGCACUAACAGGAAACAGUCAGGAUCCUGAUGAGCCGGUGCUUGAGUUCAGUCUGGCAUGCAGUGAGCUGGUCACUCCAUCACUGGACCGUAAGCCCAGUAGCUUUGUAGCAGUGAGCUGCACCACCCCUCCACAGGCGUUUUGGACCAAACAUGCACAGACUGAAAUUAUAGAGGGCACUAGUAAUCCAAUCUUCUUGAGCAGCAUUGCCUUCUUCCAGGACUCUCUGAUUACCCAGCACACUCAAAUCAAACUGUCUGUCUACGAUGUGAAGGACCGCUCACAGGGGACUAUGUACCUGCUCGGGUCGGCUAUGUUUACAGUGAAAGAGCUGCUUCAAGACAAACACCACAGGCUACACCUCACUCUGCGAUCAGCCGAGAGCGAGCGGAUGGGUAACAUUACCAUCAUCGCAUGGCAGAUAGAGGAGAGGAGAGAGCAGCGAGCUCCUCUGGCACGUUCAGACACAGUUAAUGGCAGGAUGGUAUUACCUGUUGAUGAAAGUCUGACUGAGUCCAUGGGAGUAAAAGCAAAAUCAGCAUCCCUAUGUAAAGACGCGCUUUUAAAGGCAGUGUUUGGAGGCACUAUUUCACGGAUGUAUCGAUUUCCCACGACUGAUGGAAACCACCUGCGUGUCCUGGAGCAGAUGGCAGAGAGCGUGCUCUCCCUGCACAUACCAAGACAGUUCGUCAAACUACUGCUGGAGGAAGAUGCUGCCAGGGUGUGUGAGUUAGAAGAGUUGGGUGAGUUGUCCCCCUGCUGGGAGAAUCUGAGGAGACAAAUCAUCACUCAGUACCAGACUAUCAUCCUCACCUAUCAGGAGACUCUCAGUAAUUUACAUGACUACAAGGGUCCUUCCUUCAAAUCUAGCACUCUGAAAGGAGAGAAAAAACUAGAGUUUAUACCUACAAACCUCCACAUUCAGAGGAUGAGAGUGCAGGGCGAGUCCGGCUACGAUCGCACAUAUGACGUGGUGACCACUGGGGCCCCUGCGGCACAUCAUCAGGGCUUUAAGGGCAGCGGAUUGAGGAAACUCAUUUUGAAAUUUGAGGAAGCCAAAAAGCAUUCAAGUGAGGGUGAAGGUGCCGGGGAAUCUGCUCCACUUUCUAUGCGGUAUCAGCCACAGGAUGUGUUGAAAGCUAAAGAAAUAAUUUCCCAUGUCAACACUCUGAAGACGCAGGUCAGCUACUACACUGAGCGGCUGUCCCGCGCUGCCAAAGAACGCUCAACCAAUGCACUGGAGAGGACCCUCGCUAUCCUCACAGACAAGACGCGGCAGCUGGUGACGGUGUGUGACAGUAAGCUGCUAACUACAGCUAUCCAGGCACUGAGUGCUGCACGCCCAGAGUUCAUCGCCUCCAGAGGCUCUCUGUCCGCCCAUGACACUGAGCGCGUGGUCCUGAGGAACGACCAGGGCUCUCCACAGGCCAAAUGGAGCGGGAAAGGGAACAGAGCAUCCAUGAACUUAAACUGGCAGGAGGAGGAGUGGGAAAAGAUCUGGCUCAAUGUGGAUAAGAGUCUGGAGUGUGUGAUCUGCUGUGUGGACAGGCUGCUGACGAGAGAGCGCUCGCAGAGCGACAGCAGUGAAGACGUCUUCCUGUCUGACCAGCAGGCCGACACCAGCAAGAGAGGUAGCCAGGGCAAUGCAUUCUGGAUCAACCCUGGUGACGGUCGCUCCACCCCCCUGACCUCAUCACACCCUCUUUCAGCUCAGUCCUCUUCACCAUUAUUACCAGCGUCCUCAUCACCCUUACUGAACCCUGCAUGCCCAUCCAGUCCUAACACUCGCUUCUAUGGCAGUCCCAGUGUUGAAGGCUCCUCUCCUGGUGAAUGGAGUGAAGCUCUGUAUCCUCUCCUGACCACUCUGAACGAGUGUGUAGCAAUGAUGAGCGACAAAGCCAAGAAGUCCAUGGUGUUUCUACUGAUGCAAGACAGUGCUCCCACUAUCGCCAUGAGUUUGUCACUACAGUACCGCAGAGAUGUGGUUUUCUGUCAGACACUGACGGCCCUGAUCUGUGGAUUUGUGAUAAAACUGAGGAACUGUCUAAGUGACAGCGGCUUCCUCAGACAACUCCACACUAUCGGCUUACUGGUCCAGUUCGAGGGGCUCCUGAGCACCUACGGGGAGGAACUCGCCAUGUUGGAAGACAUGAGUGUAGGCGUCAUGGACCUCCGGAAUGUCACCUUUAAAGUGACCCAGGCGACCUCCAGCUUCAGCCCCGACAUGCUGCCUGUCAUCACGGGCAACAGAGAUGGGUUUAACGUGCGUGUUCCUUUAUCGGGGGUGAUGUUUGAUGUGUUACCACGGGAGAUCCAAAAUGGGAUGCUGCUGCGAGUUCAACCGGUAUUAUUCAAUGUAGGAAUCAAUGAGCAACAAACGCUAGCGGAAAAGUUUGGAGACACGUCGCUGCAGGAAGUAGUGAAUAUGGAGAGUCUAACUCGUCUUGCCUCCUAUUAUGACCAGUUUAAAGAAGUGCUGCCUGAAGACUGUCUGCCCCGCUCUCGCAGUCAGAACUGUGUACCUGAGCUACUCAAGUUCCUCAGUCAAAAUGUUAAUGCCAGGAAGAGCAAGAAUGUUGACAUCCUGUUGCAGGCAGCAGAGAUUUGUCGGCGUCUGAACGGUGUGCGUGUGACCAGCUGCAAGAGUGCAAAGGAUCGUACGGCCAUGUCGGUGACCCUGGAGCAAUGUCAAAUCCUCCAGCAAGAGCACUGCAUGGCCCCGCAGGUCUUCACACAGGCUUUGGACUGUAUGCGCAGCGAGGGCUGCAGGCGAGAAAACACCAUGAAAAACGUCGCCAGCCGCAAAUACGCUUUCAACUCCCUCCAGCUGAAGACUUUCCCUAAACAGUACCGACCACCAGAGGGCACCUUCGGGAAAGUGGAAACUUGAACCGAAAGCAGUCCGCUGUUCUGGCCCUCCGCGACUAGAACGGCAUGUUUCUCCUCGUUCGCUUUACUUAAUCACCACAUAUCUGAAGGAAAGUUUUAUUUUGCACAGUCAUGCUGAAAUACGCUCUGGUUAUCAUCCAGAUGAUAAUGUUAAUAUGUCUACAUCCCCAACCUCUUGGCUCUGAGAAGAAAGGAGAUAGGGAAGGAAAAUCACUUGAAGAUAAAUGAGUAGCCCGCUUGUUUAUUGCACUGAAAGCAGGUAAGAAGGCCUGACUCUUAAUAUUUAAAAAGACAAAAAAAAAAAAAAAACAAGACACUGAUGAUUUCAUUUAUCAGAGAAUUUCCUAAAUAAUCCCAAAGCAUCUAAUUCAUUCCGUCUAUGUUUAUUGAAUAAGUAAAUUUUUCAAUACUUUCCAGUACCACACACUUGGUCUUUGUACUAAAAUACAAAGUUCAAAACUAUCAGCACUGAAGCAAAGCUGUGUUUUAUCAUCCUUUAGAUUGUAAAUUCAGUAGGUUAAAGGUAAUGUGUAUGUGCUGUGAUAAAGUAGUUCCUAAGUCAUCCAGUUUCAAGAUUUAUAAGGAAAAUCAAGCUGUUAAGUUAGAGAAUCCAUAUGUGCACCUCAAUGUUCACCCUCACUUCAUUUAAAUUAUACACAAUACUAGCUGCCUUAAGAGAGUCCACCAUUGGUUAAGAUACAUAUGUAGAUAUUUCUAAUCUGUGUAUGACUAUUUGUGAUGUGGCAGAUUAUGUUUUAUUCAUUUACAGUAAGACUCUCUCUUUACGAAAGUGUUAGUGCUUUAAUGCAGGCCUUUCCACUUCUGACUGUGCAUUGUACGGGUUGUAGGGUUUAAGAGGACAAGCUUCCUCAUACUGUUGCCAAGCACAGCUAGUCUCUGUACAGUGAGCAUACUAUGUGAAUAUACAUUCUUUGUAAGGAAAUAUGUGAGAAGACACUAUUAUGUUCAUUGACUGUUUGUAUGUUUUCAUAGUUCAAUGUUUCUUUUUAGGACAUUUAUAUUGGUUGAUAUGAAUGUCAGUACUGAUCUAACAAGGAGCACUGCUGCAGCUGGUCCAGAAAUGUGAAGAAUUUUUCUGCAGUCUUCUGUUUUUGUAAAGCAGAGGGAUGCAUUUAGACUAUUUAUUUUAUUGUAAUAGUUAUACGAAAACCAUGAUAGGCAUUGCAUCAUAAAUGACUAAGACUAACGCUACAUGUAAUGAUCAUCAGCAUUUGUCUCUGCACAAAUAAAUGCACAAAUGGACUGUAAUUUCUGGUUUGUAUAUUGCAAGAAUGAACAACUGAAAGUUUGUAUUUGCAACUUGGGAGACAAGAGCAUGGAUCUUAACCUCUGCUGAAAUGAUUAAUAUUUAAAAUUCUUUAAAAACCAGAUGCACUGCAUGGAAGGUAGGCUACAAUUGUUAUUUAAGUUUACACUUAAUUAUUAUUUUCAAUAAAUGUACAUGUAAUUAUUUUACCACCAAGUCAUUUUAUUUUCAUUUUUCAUGUAAGAGUUUAUCCUCUAUUGUAAGUGCUAAAGCACUGCUAUGUUGUAAGAGCAUGCUGCCCUAUUGAACUUACAGUGUCUGUUUUUAUUUUUUAAUGUAUGUUCAAAUACUUUGUUGUACAAAAUGCCUCUCUCUUCCCUCCAAACAUUA